Molecule: messenger RNA, 3969 nt
Organism: Schizosaccharomyces osmophilus
Lineage: Eukaryota; Fungi; Ascomycota; Schizosaccharomycetes; Schizosaccharomycetales; Schizosaccharomycetaceae
Gene: nte1
Product: lysophospholipase
Exons: 3
Coding region: 1-3969 (1322 amino acids)
Biological process (GO): lipid metabolic process
Cellular component (GO): endoplasmic reticulum
Molecular function (GO): phosphatidylcholine lysophospholipase A1 activity
Source: RefSeq, a predicted model, not a curated record
AUGGAUAUUGCGGACAGGAUUUUGCAAAAUAACGUUAUUUCAGGAAUCAUAAUAUUUAUAUUAAGAUCUAUAACCCUAAGUCUUGUUUUUGUCACAAAAUUUUCUCUAAGUAUACUAGCAUUCGCUUCAAUAACUAUACCAAAAUGGACCUAUAAAGUUUUAAGCUAUUCUUUAACUAUUCAAUUCAAUUUCAAGUCUUUACUUUUCUUAUUCUUCGUUUCCCUUUGUGCGGCCGCUUUAAUCAUCCGUUACAGAUACCUAAACAAAUACUCUCGACUUCCGCACGAAGACCCGAUAAAAGAAGCCAAGCUUGGUCCUGAAGCCAGCGUUCAAAUUAGUGAACCAAAGAUAGGGUUUCAAAACUAUCUCGAUGAGUUUUUGAGUGCGAUUAGUAUAUUCGGGUACUUGGAAAAACCGGUUUUCGUUGAACUAGCUCGGCAUAUUCAAACCCGGCGAGUUGCUAUAGGAGAAACAAUUGAUCUUGAUGAACAGUCCUCCUUUAUCCUAGUUGUGGAUGGCUGCUUCCAGGUUUAUACAGCCACAGAGCGUUACAAUGAUGGCGCCUUAGGGGAUCCAUCGUCUCUGCAUCCUGACUACAGGCUUCUUACUGAAGUUUCAAAUGGAGCCCCUCUUUCUAGUUUUUUUACUGUCUUGGAGUUAUUCACAGAAAUUGUUCCGGAAGUUUCAGUUACCCCAAGCACUACCCAGUCCACAGGCACCCCAGCAGAGUUCAUGGACAAUCCUUUCCCCGCUAAUAGCAUCGGAAGGAAAAAAUCUGAAUCAAAAGGUGAAUUCAGGCCAAAGGAAAAGUCUUCAAUUGUUGCUAAAGCUAAGUGUGAUACUACAAUAGCUGUUAUACCCGGAAGUGCUUUUCAUCAUUUGGUUCGCAAAUUUCCUAAUUCCAGUGCACAGAUAGUUCAGGUAAUCCUUACACGAUUCCAACGAGUCACCUUUUCUACGGGUUUUGAGUACCUUGGAUUGUCCGAUGUCAUUUUCAGUAUUGAAAAAAACUUCAAUGCUAUUACUUCCUAUGAAUUGCCAAAUUAUAUUCGUGGUGAUAUUAUCGAAACCUUCAAGAAUGAAGCAAAGUCUGAGAAUAGGAAUAAAAACAUAAAGGGUGGUAUAAUCAUAUCACAAAAAAAAGGACCUGCCAAUCGCAUCGGUAACUUGAACAGAAAUUUUGAGGGUUUUGGGUCCGAAAUUGAUCGUACAGCGGUCAAUCCAGGAGAUUUGCUUUCAUCUAUUAAUCCACACGCUACUAUUUCUCAAUCAGUUUCUCCAAACAUGAAACGGUCUCCUCUUCGUCGGGCGUACUCUAAAGAAGUGAGUGAUUAUGAUGUGUAUUCUUCUUUUAGGCAUGGUUUGUUACAUUGCAUUUUAAAAUCUCUUGGUAUAGCCAACUACGGCAUCAAAACCCAAAGUGCUGCUGCUUCCGUAGAUGACGAGCAAUCAGGAUAUCAAGAAAGUAAUCAAUCUACAGAUUAUUCUGAAAAAUCUAGCAAGGUUGACUUUUUGGGCCAACUUGCCAUGUUGAGUGCUGUUGGCGUUAACGAAGAAGCCAAGAGCCCUACAACAAGCAAUCCAAAGCACUCUACGAUUCUUGAGUUUGCCAAAGAAAUUGAGAUAGUUUUCUACAAAAAAGAAACUACCAUUGUUCAACAGGGUGAUCAUGCUGACGGCGUAUUUUAUAUCAUUGAUGGCUUUUUGGAUGCAACUUGCCCCUCUAAAAUAGCUACAUAUGGCAAUCAAGGACAAUCAGAGGAGCACUCCUUUAUGAUGAAACCAGGUGGUCUGGUCAAUUAUCAAGCAUGCGUUUCCAAUUAUCGUUCAUUUGUGAAUGUAAAUGCUAGGACGGACGUUUUAGUAGGAUAUUUACCGCGUACAGCUCUUGAAAGGAUCAUUGAGCAAGAGCCACUAAUUUCCCUUGUCAUCGCCAAAAGACUUAUAUCCUUGGUUCCUCCUUUGCUAUUAAAACUUGAUUUUGCCGUUGGUUGGAUUCACUUAAACCCCGAUCAAGUACUGUUUAACAAAGGGGAUCCAAGUGAUUCAAUAUAUAUAGUUCAAAACGGGCGUUUAAGAUCUAUUGAUGACAGCGAUCCAAAAUCAAAUUCUGAUUAUUUUGAUGAAUAUGGAAAGGGCGAUAGCGCAGGUGAAUUGGAAAUGCUAAUCAAUGCCCCAAGGAACAGUACGUUAUUUGCAAUUCGAGAUUCUGAACUCGCGAAAAUCCCUCAAACGCUGUUCAAUGCUCUCUCUCUUAGCCAUCCAGCUGUCGGGUUACAACUUUCAAAGAUCAUUGCAAAUCGAAUGCAUGUCAUGCUGAAUAACAGUUUCAUCUAUGAAGGUAUUCGUCAGACUAGGAGGGAAAAGCAUAGUAUACGUACACUAGCUGUGGUCCCUUCUUCUUCAACUGGGCAUUUAUUAACUUUUUCCCAAAAGUUAACGUUUGCCUUAUCCGUUUUGGGUAUUUCUGUUAAAAUUUUGAGACAGUCCUCAGUUUUAGAACAUUUAGGGAAGUACGCGUUCAGCCGCAUGGGAAGAUUCAAGCUCGCAAGCUAUCUUUCGGAUUUGGAAGAUAAAUAUGAUAUUUUGAUUUACAUUGCUGACACUAACGUUGGGACUACAUGGUUUCAAACUUGCGUGCGACAAGCUGACUGUAUAUAUAUCCUUGCAGAAGCGGAUGGAAAUCCUCAAAUUGGGGAGUUUGAAAGUUACUUGAUCGCUAUGAAAUGUACAGCUCGAAAAGAGCUUGUACUUAUACAUCCUGAGAGAUUUUGCCCUUCAGGAUUAACGAGGACGUGGUUAAAAGAGCGUCCAUGGGUAUAUGCUCAUCAUCAUUUGCAGUUACGCGCUGGUUGGGACAACGAAAUGGUUGACCAUAAUGAUGGAAAGGAGUUCUUAAAUAUAAUUCGGUCUAAAGUAUUGAGCUUUAAAUAUGGCUUUAGGAAAUAUAUUGAUUGGAAGCAUCUACAUCCUGUCUAUCAGACUAAUCGGGCACAGGAAAAUGACUUUGCACGCUUGGCUAGGAGAAUUUGCGGUAAAGGUAUCGGACUGGUUUUAGGGGGUGGAGGUGCUAGAGGAAUUUCUCAAAUUGGCGCUUUAUAUGCAUUAGAAGAGGCCGGGAUUCCUUUUGAUAUUAUCGGCGGUACCAGUAUAGGAGCAUUCAAUGGCGGAUUGUAUGCCCGUGAAGCAGAUCUAGUCCCAAUGUUUGGUCGUGCCAAGAAGUUUUGUGGAAGGAUGGCAAAUCUAUGGAGGUUUGUUUUAGAUUUAACUUAUCCUCAGGCUGCUUAUACUACUGGUCAUGAAUUCAAUCGAGGUAUAUGGAAAGCAUUCGGUGAAAGCCAUAUUGAGGACUUUUGGUUGCCGUUUUACGUGAAUACGACAAACAUUACUCAUUCUCGCAUGGAUGUUCACUCAAGUGGUUAUGCGUGGAGAUAUAUUCGAGCUAGUAUGUCUUUAGCCGGUUUGGUCCCGCCAAUGCUCUCCGAUAAUGGGGACAUGCUGUUAGAUGGUGGUUAUAUGGAUAACCUUACAGUAACGCAUAUGCAAUCUCUUGGAGCGAACACAAUCUUUGCAAUUGAUGUUGGAAGUGAGGACUCACGUUUGGCAAUGGAUUAUGGAGAUACUGUUUCCGGUGCUUGGGCUUUAUUCACUCGUUGGAUUCCCUUUAUUUCGAAGAAAGCAUAUCCUUCACUUGCUGAUAUCCAAUCUAGAUUAACUUACGUUACGAGUGUUGCAAUUGGCGAAAAAGUAAAGACGACACCGGGUUGUUUCUAUAUGCGUCCUCCUGUCACGGAUUUUACCACAUUAGAAUUUGGAAGGUUUGACAAGAUCUACAGCGUUGGUUACGAAUACGGUAAAUCAUUUAUUGAGAAACUCCGGACAGAAGGUAAGCUUGACGGGAUUCUAGGAACUAAUACUCAGUACCAAAAGCACCCAAAAUAUUUAUCGCUAAGAAGAAACUCGUUGUAA